Messenger RNA from Prorocentrum cordatum, 2195 nucleotides. The record is from the annotation of a GenBank genome assembly. NCBI's taxonomy places the organism in Eukaryota, Dinophyceae, Prorocentrales, Prorocentraceae.
GUGUUGCAUACGACCAGAAGAACGUUGCUGGCCUCGUCGCAAAGGGUCUGAUGUUGUGCCUCGCUGGAAACAUGUUUAAGAUAUUCAACAGAAAGCGUUGGACAGACAACGACGAAGCCGUGAAUCAGCUUGGGCUCCUGCAGGCUUGCCACGGGCUUCUGGCUAGAGUGUUCAAGCGGUGGCUCGUGCAAGCUGGGUACAACGGCAAUCUGGACAUCGGGGUUGGAGCGCCUGCCAAAUCUUCAGAUAAACAAGACGCGUACGCCGAGCUGAACGCCAAGAACCGGAGGAUUGCUCUGCGUUGGUUGAACGGGGAACCUACCAGCGACCUUCUCGUCAUCAGGUUGGCGAUGGAGCCAUCCAUGAUGGUAUUGCGGCAGCAACUGCGCAUCGGUUCAGCAUCGUGGGAGAGGUCGCAGGCGAUACAUGCUGCAAGUGGAGGCGCUACGAAUGGGCAACGAGAUUACAGAAUAUUGGUUUCCGCCAGGGGCGAUCUAGACACGCUGUUCGCCGACGCCACCCGCCAGUUCAUGACAACCGAGGGGUCUUUCUGGGUGGUGAUGCCUGAAAGCAGCAUCACUGAGUAUUGGAGGUGCUUGGCGUUCAGAAUGGCAAGCAGGGCGGCUGCGGAGUACACGAGGCUUCUGACGUUUGUUCACAAGAGGCCGCCUUUCUUGUUGUUUCUCAGUGUGCACUACCCCGCCGUCGUGUUGCAGCUGAGGCAGUUGCCCCGCUGUUUGCUGGACCCCUUCACGAAACACAUCAUGGACACAUUCGACUUAGAGUCUCCAGAGCUGAAAGGGUUCCUGACGCUGCUCAUGCUGAUGGGGUACACGGACACUGCGGAGAUCGAGUGCUGGCAUGCUUGGGUGCGCCGCUUCCUCAUUCGCAGGGGCGCCCAAGCUCACAGGCCAGAGUUUGGGGACGUGAACGCAGAGGCCUUCGCCCACAGGCUGAAGGUUCGGAGCCUUGAAGUGCUGGAGUGGCUGCACGCCGACGCAGUGGGCCAGUACCAUGCAGCGUUCAACGUGGGGGGAGAUGGCGAUGAAGAUCCACCCAGCAGCAAGGCCAAGCAGAAGCAGAAGCGCGGCGGAGGUGGCGAGUGGAGGGCGUUCGUCAGCAGCCAGCUUCACCAGGGCAUUACGGACUUCCAUGAGAUAUCACUCCGCUACUUGGUACGGACCGAGGCAGAGAGGCAUGACAACAUUCGAGCGGGGGCUGUCGGCACAGAUCUACACAGACAAGGGCAGCGUGCAUUCGGGCCGACACUGAAGGAUCGGCGUGCGCAGGAUUUGCACACCGAGGCUAUCGCGUUCAACCGCCGACACCCUUUGGAGGAUAUCGCUUGCGUGUCGUCAGCCCCAGCACCGGCCGCCGUGGAGAUGGAGGGCCACACGGAGGACCGAGUGCAACAUAUGAUGGCUUUGGUUACCGCAGUCUGCAAGUUGGACCAUCAGCGGCGCCAAUGGCGUGAAGAGCGGGGCGCUGCGGUGAUCAAGGAGUUUGUCAGGACACAGUCAGACGAGCUUCUACGAGAAGUGGUAUCUCGCAUCAAGGGGCUGAGCCCUUGGGCUGGGAAGCUCGUGGCAAAGCCUGUCCUGAGGCUUCCAGGGCUUGAUAUUACUUGUUGCGAUGCCUGCUUCGAGACUGACCUCUUCACUUUCUCUACUGCCAAGAUGCUUGCUACUGCCCCGAGAGCUGGAGGCAAUUGGGCGGCAGCCUUGGAUAACCAUUGGACGGCCAGCCACAGGCCAGUGUUCGAAGGCGAGUGGCGCGGGCCUACGACGUGCGAUGACACACAGACGCAAUGUUAUAAGUACGGAUACUGUGUAUGUAGCAAGCCAGGCCGCAAAGUCUUGCGAUUGCGCAACUCCGUGCUGACAGCGAUCAAGGAGUUCGGCCCCAUGCGCUCUGACAAGCGGGACAUGCUGGUUGAUGGCUUCAUCGUGAUGCGCCUCACGGGCACCCCCGUCGACUCCGUGUUCGCUGGACUUGAUGACCCAGAGCUCGAAGCAGCGGACUCGGCAUGCUGCGAGUACUUGGUGGACUUCGAGGCCUUCGCGGAGCUGGACAUCGAGAACUACACCUGGAGCUUGAAGUUCUACAGGCUGUGCCAGACUCCUGUUCAGCUGCCGCGGUGGGAGUUCAUUCUAAAGUACCAGCGUGCCCUGCCCGUUGAUUAUGAAGAAGUUCAG